AUGGACAACAUCUUGGAGAUUCUACAGACCAUUUAUAUUGGUGCAUUCGUUGCAACUUUCCUUUUAAACACUGGACGUAUUAUAAAAGCAGUAGACAUCUUUAACGAAUGUUUGGUGCUCCUUAACAGUAAAGCCCUAGAAGCAGUCAAAGAACUUACCACACCAUUUCUUAUCCAUGUAUACGAUAAACUUCUUGAUGGCUAUACUCGUGUGUACGAUCACACCCGUGCGAUAGAAUGUGGUAAAAAGCUUCAAGUGACACUAAAAAAUAGUGGCUUAAAAGAAGGAGAAGGGAAGACAUUAAUUAAACUAGCGAACAUCUACUAUCAAAGAAGCAAAUACGAGGAAGCAAAACAGUUUUACCAGAAGGCACUCAGCAUCAUGAUUGAGACCGGAAAUAAUUGCGAAGUUGGAACAUGUUACGCAAAUCUCGGAGCUGUGUUUCUUUCUGUUGGUCAAUAUACCAAGGCUGAAGAAUACCUUCAGAAAGCACUAGUGAUCAGGAAAGAAAUCGAUGACAAAGAAGGAGAAGCAUCUGCUUAUGGAAAUCUAGGAACUGUGUUUAUUUCUGUUGGUCAAUAUACCAAGGCUGAAGAAUACCUUCAAAAAGCACUAGUGAUGAGGAAAGAAAUCGAUGACAAAAAAGGAGAAGCAGCAGAUUACGGAAAUCUAGGAACUGUGUAUCAAUCUGUUGGUCAAUAUACCAAGGCUGAAAAAUACCUUCAAAAAGCACUAGUGAUCAGGAAAGAAAUCGGUGACAAAGAAGGAGAAGCAUCUGCUUACGGAAAUCUAGGAACUGUGUUUAACUCUGUUGGUCAAUAUACUGAGGCAGAAGAAUACCUUCAAGAAGCACUAGUGAUCAGCAAAGAAAUCGGUGACAAAAAAGGGGAAGCAUCUGCUUACGGAAAUCUAGGAACUGUAUUUAUUUCUGUUGGUCAAUAUACGAAGGCUGAAAAAUACCUUCAAAAAGAACUAGUGAUCAGGAAAGAAAUCGGUGACAAAGAAGGAGAAGCAUCUGCCUACGGAAAUCUAGGAACUGUGUUUCAAUCUGUUGGCCAAUAUACCAGGGCUGAAGAUUACCUUCAAAAAGCACUAGUGAUCAGGAAAGAAAUCAGUGACAAAGAAGGAGAAGCAUCUGCUUACGGAAAUCUAGGAACUGUGUUUCAAUCUGUUGGCCAAUAUACCAAGGCUGAAGAAUACCUUCAAAAAGCACUAGUGAUAACAAAAGAAAUCGGUGACAAAAAAGGAGAGGCAUCUUCUUACGGAAAUCUAGGAACUGUGUUUCUUUCUGUUGGUCAAUAUGCCAAGGCCGAAGAAUACCUUCAAAAAGCGCUAGUGAUCAGGAAAGAAAUCGGUGACAAAGAAGGAGAAGCAUCUGCUUACGGAAAUCUAGGAAAUGUGUAUCAAUCUGUUGGUCAAUAUACGAAGGCUGAAGAAUACCUUCAAAAAACACUAGUGAUGAGCAAAGAAGUCGGUAACAAAGAAGAAGAAGCAUGUGGUUACGGAAAUCUGGGAACUGUGUUUCUCUCUGUUGGUCUAUAUACCCAGGCUAAAGAAUACCUUCAAAAAGCACUAGUGAUCGGUAAAGAAAUCGGUGACAAAAAAGGAGAAGCAUCUGCUUACGGAAAUCUAGGAACUGUGUUUAACUCUGUUGGUCAAUAUACUGAGGCAGAAGAAUGCCUUCAAGAAGCUCUAGUGAUCAGGAAAGAAAUCGGUGACAAAAAAGGAGAAGCAUCAGAUUAUGGAAAUCUAGGAACUGUGUUUCUUUCUGUUGGUCAAUAUUCCAAGGCUGAAGAAUACCUUCAAAAAGCACUAGUGAUGAGGAAAGAAAUUGGUGACAAAAAAGGAGAAGCAUCAGAUUAUGGAAAUCUAGGGACUAUGUUUCAAUCUGAUGGUCAAUAUACCAAGGCUGAAGAAUACCUUCAAAAAGCACUAGUGAUCAGGAAAGAAAUCGGUGACAAAGCUGGUGUUGGAGUUUCAUACUUAAAUCUGGGAAAACUUUGUCUAGAAUUUCAGCUUACUGCAAAGAGUCGAGAAUAUGCUAAUGAAGCACUUGAGAUAAGUUACGAAAUAGGGGACAUUGAACUGCAGUUUAACAGCCACCUUACCAUUGCUCUGAACGAGUUAGUGGCAGGAGGAAGCAUAACUGAGCUUCUGCGAAAUCUGCAUGAAAGCAUUCAGAAGUUCGAAGAAAUGAAUGAUUUUUUAAGAGUGAAAGAUCAAUUCAAAAUUUCUUUUUUUGAUAAGCAUGUGUCCCCUUACCUUCUUCUUUGUAGGUUGUUAACUGCUUCAGGCAACUAUUAUGAAGCCCUUUACGUUGCCGAGCUUGGACGAUCCAGAGCACUGACAGACGUACUGUCAGAUAAGUACUCUGUAGAAAAAGUGGUAUCAGUCAACCCACAGUCAUGGUUUGGUAUUGAGAACAUUAUGAACAAAAAUGCACUUAGUUCUUGUCUUUAUGUUUCCUGCUUCGAUGAUAAUAUGUAUCUUUGGAUCCUUAAGCCGAACAAAAUUAUAGUUUUUCGACAAACGAGACUCCAGGAUAGUGCAGAUAAAGUGUUUGGAAAUCAGACAUUUGGUGGCUCUCUUGAUUUACGUCAAGACCAAUUUGAAGAUCGAUCAUUAUUUUCAUGUGUAAGUUCCUCGCUAUCAUGCAAACAAUCUCAGAGUGACAGCUUCGAAUCUUUGCGUCUUAUCGAAAAAGAGGAAGACGAAAAUCACGACUCUAAACUUUUAACCCUUGCUGAUGGUUACAACAUGAUAGUCGCUCCUGUAGCUGACUUACUCCAAGAAUCAGAAGUCAUUAUUAUACCGGAUAACUUGUUGUAUCCAAUUCCUUUUGCUGCUUUAAAGGAUGGUAAUGGAAAGUAUUUAUCGGAUACUUUCAGGAUUCGCAUUGUCCCUUCCUUGACGACUCUUAAGUUGAUUCAGCUCUGUCCAGCAGACUACCAUAGUAAAACCGGUGCACUGAUCGUAGGGGAGCCAGACGUUAGUGAUGUAUACUACCAAGGAAAAAUUCUAAAGUUAAAGCCACUGCCUUGGGCGAAAGACGAAGCAAAGAUGAUUGGGCGACUGCUCGGUGUUCAACCGUUGCUUGGAAAGGAUGCAACUAAGCAGGCAGUCCUGGAAAGCAUGCAUUCAGUAAGUCUCAUUCACUUCGCUGCUCAUGGUUAUGCCGAACGUGGAGAAAUAGCUCUUUCCCCUAUAAGCUCCCGCGGAACUCCACACGAAGAAGACUACUUAUUAACGAUGGCUGAAAUUUCACAAGUUCGACUAACAGCCAAGCUGGUUGUCCUUAGCUGCUGUCAUAGUGCAAGUGGUCAGAUUAGAGCUGAGGGAAUUGUUGGAAUCGCUCGAGCAUUUCUAGCAUCGGGUGCACGGGCCGUGUUGUCAGCACUGUGGGCUGUAGAGGACGAAGCUACCAUGUGGUUUAUGGAUCGUUUUUACGAGCACCUUGUUCAUGGUGAAAGUGCCAGUGAAUCUCUUCAUCAGGCCAUGAAGUCGAUGAGAGAGACUCGCUUUUCUGACGUCAAGCAGUGGGCACCCUUUAUGCUGAUUGGAGAUGAUGUGACAUUCAAAGGUUUGUAUUUGAUA
Molecule: messenger RNA, 3594 nt
Organism: Porites evermanni
Lineage: Eukaryota; Metazoa; Cnidaria; Anthozoa; Scleractinia; Poritidae
Source: the annotation of a GenBank genome assembly